Diceros bicornis minor is the source of this 4082-nucleotide messenger RNA. It is a transcript of the gene SAMD5, whose product is annotated as sterile alpha motif domain containing 5. Gene Ontology annotation, molecular function: protein binding. The record is from RefSeq and is a predicted model, not a curated record. NCBI's taxonomy places the organism in Eukaryota, Metazoa, Chordata, Mammalia, Perissodactyla, Rhinocerotidae. The transcript is spliced from 2 exons. Bases 1547 to 2029 code for a protein of 160 amino acids.
UUCAGGUCCUGAAACAGCUCAGGUGGGAAAUUCAUUCCCUUCUGCGCAAAGGAGGAGACAGCGAGCCUGCCCCACCGAGCACCCCCACCCAAAUCCUCUCAGCUCCAGGAGGACGUUAGAGACGCAGCAACAUCGAGGCGAGGUACUCGGUCUGUUCCACCUGCCGCUCGGGGCCCCACCCCAGGGUUGCUCAGGCGUCCCCACCCCGGGGGUGCUCAGGCCUUAGGCACCAUGGGGAAACUCGGAUGAUUAUCAUUCCCUAGAGAGAAAGUGCCACGGGCGGGGAUGUCUGGGCGUCCCCCCUAGCGCGAGCUGGGUGAUGGUGCAUCCAAGUCCACUCGACCCCGGGGCGGGAGGAGAGAGCUCUGCUCCCCGAACUCCAGGACCGAACGCCUCGGAGUGUCCCUGGAGGCAGAGCCACCGGGGGGCGCGGGCCGAAUGCAGGUUGGGCGGACCAGAGAGAGAGCACAGUGGAGACGCCGGUGAGAGGAUCCAGCAGAAAGGAGGGUGGGGGCCGUGCGGAACGCGCCACCCGAGGCGAAAGUCCGACCCACUCCAAACUUUCGCAGACGCGGGGGCCUAGCAGGGGAGCGCCCGGCCGAAGCAGCAGCCUGUCCCGCCGCCCAAGCUGCAGCCAGGAGGGGCCGCAGCGGCACGGGCUGGGCACCGGCGGUCCCCGCGUCGCGCCCCCUCGCCGGGCACCGAGCGGGCGUCCACGGAAGAAGCCAGACCGCCAGGCUCCGGCCUGCGCGCGGGCCCCGAGGAAGCGAGAUCCAGCGCGGGCUGGGAAGGAGAAGGGAGACCGGAGCGCGCAGCCUCGCCCGCCCGGCUGGGCGCGGGGACGUGCCCUGGGGCGGCCCGCGGGCGCGACGCGGGAGUCCGGGAGGCUCGGGAGGAAGUGAGCGCAGAGAUUCCCGCGGGCCAAAGAAAUCGGAUUAAAGAGAAAUGCAGACAGCAACCCGAGGCAGCCGCGGGAACCCGGCAGCUUAGCAGCCGCCCUCUCCCCAGCAGGAGGACGCCAGUGCCUCGCGCUCCGAAGACCAGGCGCUCCCGGCGGCCGCGGGUCUGCGCGCGGAGCCGCUUCCCCCGCGCGGGGCGCGCGCUCGGACGCCCCCGGCGGCGGCCGGAGACCGAGAUGCGGCGCGCGGCCCCGGGACCCUCCCGGCCGCGGUGACUCCGCGGCGACCCCGCGCCCCGCUGACCCGCGGGUCCGAGGGGUGCGCCCGGCCCGCCCGCCUCCGCCCCUCCCGCGCCCGGCGCGCCCCUCCCCGCGGCGGCGGCGCGUCGGGGGCGGCGCGGAGCGGCUCCCCGGCCCCGGUGCUGCGGGCUCAGGCUGCUCCGGGAAUUCACUUGGCCGCGUUCUCGCUGCUCCCCCUCGGGCUUCUUCUGAUGGCUGUCUGUCUCCGGCCCUGUCCUUUCCAUUAAGAGGAAAACUUUACCGCCAUUUCCUUUCCCCUUGGAGGAGAGGAUCAAAAGUUCCAGACCUGGUGCCGCCCGUGCCGCUCGGGCGCCGGGAGGGUGCUCGCCGGCGGGUUCCCGUCCCACCAUGGGCACCAACAUCGUUUACGAGUGGCUGAGGGCGCUGCAGCUCCCGCAGUACGCGGAGUCCUUCGUGGACAACGGCUACGACGACCUGGAGGUGUGCAAGCAGAUCGGGGACCCGGACCUGGACGCCAUCGGGGUGCGGGCGCCCGCGCACCGCCGCCGCGUCCUGGAGGCCGUGCGCCGGCUGCGGGAGCAGGACGCCGCCGCCGCGGGCCUCUACUUCACCCUGGAGCCGCCGCCGCCCGCGGGCGCCGUCCCCGCCGGCCGCCGGGGGGAGCCGUGCGGGGACCCGCGCAGCCAGGCGCCCGCCCCCCGCGGCAGGGAGCUGGUGAGCUACCCCAAGCUGAAGCUGAAGAUCAUGAUCAGGGACAAGCUGGUCCGCGACGGCAUCCACCUGAGCAAGCCCCCGUUCUCCCGCAAGGUCCCCAUGGCUGGCAUCCUAGAGUAUUUAAUGAAUUGGCCGAAGUCAUCACAGAGCCGCUAGAUCUCAUGGUUGAGAACUCGUGGAGGACUGAUGAGGGGCCUGAAGACUGGAAAAGGGCACAUUUAGACCUUCUUUCACAAAGGGAAAUGGAUGAUGACCCUGGAAAUACUCAUCAGCAUAACUUUUUGCUUGGAAAAUUCUGGAAUAAUCAACUUAGUGCACUGGGUAACUAACUUAUAAGAGCUAGAAAAUAAGGCAGUGAAAUAUCACCCAUAAAGAAGUACUGGGUUCAUUUUUAAAAGACACACCAUUGUGAGAUACAGUCUUAUGCGUAUUUUGGGAUUCUCCUCUCCAUUCUAUGAAUUCUUGAUGGAAAUAAAUGAGGUUGGCUAAGGCGUUUGGGUAAUAACUAAUUUUAAGUGCAGUAUAGCAUCAGGUAGUAAUUACAUCAUUUCCUAAUUAGCUUUAAACUUGAGAAUAGUAGCUUUAAUUUUGUAUUUUAACAUACAUCUUUUUUCACUUCAUAUAGGACCACGUUUUCGUAGGUUGAGAUAUUUUAUAUAAUUCUAUGUAGAAUAAUUUGGUGAGGGAAUUCUUAUUUUAAGGUGCUUUAUAUAGUAAUGUCAUAUAUAGGUACAAUCAUAAAGCUGAUGAAUCAAGGAAUAUCACAAGGGAAGAAAAUUUUUUCCAACUUCUCUCUUUAAAUUUAAUCUGACUGAAGGUUAGUGUUGGGACCAAUAAGAGUGUCUUGCCAUGACAUUGAGCAAGAGCCAGCUAUGUGACCGGAUAGCUAGUUUUCCUGUCUUCCUGGAGACUGCUACGGCCAGCGUGGUGCCUCAUUCCACCUCGCUCCCCAGGUUUCUGACUUCAGGCCUGUGGGAGCAGGGAGGUGGGCGAUGACAGGGGGCAUUAAGAGCCCUAAAUAACCACAGCCAAGAAGGAGAGUACAACAAGGUGGGAAGAGGAAAUUAAGACGAAUCUGGAGUUUUCCUAAUUCCUAGUGUUCUUGCCUUCGGAUGUUGGUAGUUUUAUUUUCUGCUUAGAAAAUGCAACCACGUUGUUGGGACCAAAAACUUAGUUGAAAGGAGAUCAUCAAAGAAGAUGCAGAUAUUCAACAAGCUCCUGGGGCAGGCAGCCUCUGAGAGCCGCAGAGCAGGACGCUAUGACAGAAUCUUCCCUGCACUUCUUAGAAGUUCACAGAGAUGUCUAAGUUUUACACCAGCAUUGUGAUGCUCAAGAGUAGGAAACUCUCAAAGGAACAGAAAUUUACAUUCAUUUCUUCCUGGUACAUACACUGGUCCCCAGGAAUGGGGAGGCAGUUAAGCUUCUCAAGGGCGAUUUUAUCCCAACACUGCUUUAAAAAUCUAAGGUUCACAUAGUUUAGCUACUUCUAGAGAUGAAUUUGGACACUGGGUAAAAUCAGUCUCAUUCUUAAAAACAAAUGCAAGAAAAUUAAGCUCUAAAAGCAUGUACAAGUUCUUUAACUUAUACGUAGCUUGCAGUUUUGUAAGGGUUAUUCCCCAAUCAACCUUUCAUCAUUGUUUUUCCAAGUGGACUAGUGUCUUUAAAAUUUUCAAGCUAAGUUUUUUUUAAGGAAUGGGGCGUCUCUAUGGAUUACAGAUACAAUUUAUUGACAAUAAACGGCUUCUGGUUCGAGACCUCAUUUCCCGGUGCAGGAUCUGAGGCAGAUUUAUUUCACAGAUGUCCAUUCACAUGCAUUUGUUGAACUGUUGCUAGAAAGGACUCCGUUUCUGGAAAAUCUAUUAUUUUCACCGUGGGCUUAUGAUGUAAUCUCCUGCAACCAACCAGGGGACCCUUUGGUCAUUUCAAGCUUUAGUUUCAAUUUGUGAAAUAUCUAACUUUGAUUUUCUUGCCAAAUUUGUCUUCUCUUUGUGUCGGCUAUUGGAGUUUGAAAAGAACAGUUUUCUACCUAAAUUAAGAGUCACAAUCUAGAACGGUGAAAUAGCCAAGGGAUUUUAAAGACUUCUUACCUAAAGCUAGAGGCAGAAAACCUUAAAAUAAGCAGAGAAGUAUAAAGGAAGUCCAUUAAUUCCUUUGCGUUCAAUCAAGAUGAGGUAGGAGUUGAAAUAUAAGAAAAGGAAGUAGUCUUACC